AUGGCUCCCAGGACAGGUGCUGAAGCCCCUCUAGCAUCUAGGCUAUCUUUGGGGGUUGACUCUCGUGCUGCCCCCCCAACACUACUUCUGACCCUGUUUGUCUGUGUGCUGGUGACUUGGCUCGAGGCUGCUAAAAUCACUGUGGGGCUGCACGCCCCUUGGAAUAUCUCGUAUCCAUUCAGUGUGCAGAGGCUGGGCGCAGGCCUCCAGAUUGCCUUGGACAAGAUCAAUGUGGAACUGGCAGACCUGGGGAACUACAGCUGGGAGUUCACUUAUACCAACUCAGCCUGCAGUGCCAAGGAAUCUCUGGCUAUUUUCACCUACCAGGUCCAGAGAGAACAGAUUUCUGCCCUGUUUGGACCAGCUUGUCCAGAAGCAGCAGAGGUUAUUGGUUUGCUGGCCUCUGAGUGGAACAUCCCUGUGUUUGACUUUGUUGGAAAAACAACAAAGCUGGAGAAUGGCUUCCUGUAUGACACCUAUGUGACACUUGUGCCAUGCAUGCGGACAGUGGGUGAGGUGCUCCAGAAAAGUCUCCAGUACCUGGGCUGCAAACGCAUUGGGGUGUUUGGUAGUCACCAUCGGGCUUCUGCCCGGGAUGGAGUGGAUGGGUUGUGGAGGGUUGUCGAGAAUGAACUCAAAUCUCAUUUCACCAUCACUGCCAGUGUGAGGUGUACCAGCAACGAGCCAGCCCUCCUUCAGGAGAGUCUUAGGAGCAUGUCAUCCACAGCCAGGGUUAUCAUCUUAAUCUGCAGCUCAGAGGAUGCAAAUGUUGUUCUGCAGGCUGCCGAGGACCUGGGCUUCAACAAUGGGGAAUUUGUCUUCAUCGUUUUGCAGCACUUGGAGGACAGUUUUUGGAAGGACGCAUUGACAAGUCAGAGGGUGACACGCUUCCCCAAGGUCUAUGAGUCGGUGCUGCUCAUCGCCCUCAGCACCCAUGGAGAAGGCCCCGGAGAAAAAUUCAGGACAGAAGUCUACCGAAGACUGCGGCAGCCGCCCUUCCACAGCGCCAUCUCCAACGAGCGGCAGGUGAGCCCCUACUCGGCCUACCUUCACGACGCGGCCCUCCUUUACGCUCAGAUGGUGAAGGACAUGCUUGGAGCCGGGAGAGAUUUCCGGGAUGGGCGGCAGCUGGUCAGCACCCUGAAAGCUUCCAAUCGGACAGUAUUGUGGGGAGUCACUGGCCCGGUGUUUGUGGACUACCAGGGAGAACGGUGCAUGGAUUACUUUGUCUAUGCUCUACAGAAAUCUGGAAACAGGUCCCUCUUUCUUCCUUUUCUUCAAUAUGACAGCUCUCAGAAAGCAAUCAGGCCCAUAAGGGAUUUCUCCAAUAUUACCUGGCUCCAUGGCUCCCUUCUUGAAGACAGACUUGGCUGUGGGUUUGACAGCGAGAUCUGUGCAUCUGUGCCUAUGUUCACAGAUGUGGCUGCUGUGAUGCUCGCCAUAGCCCUCCUGGUUCCUGUGCUGGGAGCCGUCAUCAUAGGUGUGACUUUAAGGACGCAGAAGGGAAAACUACAGAGGCAAAAUAAAGACAUCUGGUGGCAAAUCAAUUACAGUGACAUCACCUUUCUGCCCCAGGCAUCCCAAAGGAGCACCCCUGUGUCGAGAGGGAACAGUAGUAGCUCGUCGAGUGUAAUGGUGUCCGGGGAUAUCAGCUCCUUCGUCAAGAGCCGACAAGAAGGAGAGCUCUUUUAUGCCCCAGUAGGGCUUUACCAGGGAACCCUUGUGGCUAUUCGCUAUGUUGGUGACCAAGCAGAAGCCUGGGUUAGGAAGCCAUCUGUGCUGCACGAAAUCCGAUUGAUGUAUGAACUAAGGCAUGAAAACAUUGUUCCCUUCUUUGGUGUUUGCACAGAACCACCCAAUAUCUGCAUUGUCAGCCAGUAUUGCAAAAAAGGGAGUCUUAAGGAUGUUUUGAGAAACUCAGAUACUGAAAUGGACUGGAUAUUCAAACUCUCAUUUGCAUAUGAUAUAGUCAAUGGCAUGCUGUUCCUCCACAGGAGCUCGCUGGGUUCCCAUGGUAACCUGAAGCCUUCCAACUGCCUGGUGGACGGUCGGAUGCAGGUGAAGCUGUCAGGAUUUGGGCUGUGGGAACUCAAGUACGGCCAGACAUACAGAACAUACCAGGAGAAAUCCUUGGACCACACGGAGCUCUACUGGACAGCCCCAGAGCUGCUGCGGCUCCCAGAGGCACCCUGGUCAGGCACCCCAAAGGGAGACGUUUACAGCUUCGCCAUUCUGAUGAGGGACCUCCUCCAUCACCCCGGCCCAGGGCCUUUUGAGCAUCUCAAUGAGAGACCAGAUGAAAUCAUCAGACAAAUCAAAGACCCGGCAGCAUCAGUUCCACUUCGACCUUCCCUGGCAGAGGAGAAGGGCAAUGAAAAGUUCAUGGUCAUGGUAAGGGCAUGUUGGGAUGAGUCUCCGGAGAAAAGGCCUACUUUCCUUUCUAUCAAGAAAAUUUUACGAGAUGUCAGUCCCAAAGGCCAUGUGAAUAUACUAGACAGCAUGGUGAGCAAGCUGGAAGUAUAUGCCAAUCACCUGGAGGAGGUGGUGGAGGACAGGACCAGACAGCUGAUGGCAGAGAAGAGGAAGGUGGAUAAGCUUCUGUCCACAAUGCUGCCCAGCUUCAUCGGAGAACAACUCAUAGCGGGAAGGUCUGUGGAGCCGGAGCAUUUUGAGUCUGUGACCAUCUUUUUCUCUGACAUUGUUGGAUUCACAAAACUGUGUUCUCUCAGUUCCCCUUUGCAAGUUGUGAAGCUCCUGAAUGAUCUGUACAGCUUAUUUGAUCACAUCAUUGAGCCCUAUGAUGUAUAUAAGGUUGAAACCAUUGGGGAUGCAUACAUGGUGGCCAGUGGGCUUCCCAUCCGCAACGGCAUGCGGCACGUGGACGAGAUCGCCACCAUGUCCCUGCACAUCCUCAGUGCAGUUGUCCACUUCCAGAUCGGGCACAUGCCUGAGGAGAAACUCAAGCUCAGGAUUGGCCUCCACACAGGCCCAGUGGUGGCUGGUGUGGUGGGCACCACCAUGCCCAGAUACUGUCUGUUUGGAGACACUGUGAACAUGGCAUCCCGAAUGGAAAGCAGCAGUUUGCCUCUCCGGAUUCACGUUUCUCAGAGCACUGCAGGAGACCUGCUGGCCUCUGGAAGGUAUGAUUUGCAAAAGAGAGGCACCAUUCUAGUCAAGGGCAAAGGCAAACAAACAACUUUCUGGUUGAGAGGCAAGGAAGGCUUCACUAUUCCACUCCCUGCAUUUGCUGAGGAGGAAGAUAAAGUCCCAGAAAUCUUCUGAGGGCACACAGACAGAGCAUCAAGGCACAUGGCAG
Molecule: messenger RNA, 3316 nt
Organism: Talpa occidentalis (Iberian mole)
Lineage: Eukaryota; Metazoa; Chordata; Mammalia; Eulipotyphla; Talpidae
Product: guanylate cyclase 2G-like
Exons: 22
Coding region: 1-3282 (1093 amino acids)
Biological process (GO): receptor guanylyl cyclase signaling pathway; protein phosphorylation; cGMP biosynthetic process
Cellular component (GO): membrane
Molecular function (GO): protein kinase activity; ATP binding; guanylate cyclase activity
Source: RefSeq, a predicted model, not a curated record